GGGGAAGAAGCCAGCAAUUUACGUCGUUGAUUAGCACGGAUCGAUCAGAGCAAGAAGUUGCUGGUUUUAUUCUUAAAAGAUCGAAAAAUUCAGCGUAGCCAAGGUCGAUUGUGUCAUGGUUUCUCGGACUAUGUUUUCAGUCGUGCCUCUACUUUAUAUCAGUGCGGUAUUCCUUGUUAUCGUGCCAGGUAUGCUAUAAUAUCAAUCACCGGUUUACGGUGCUUUACGAUAUAUUUCUAAAGAAGAAUUUUGUAUUACUACUCUUUCUGGGCCAUUUUGUAACGUUCAUCAAAAAUAACAGCUGAGGAGGGCGUUUUGAUAAUCCUAAUGAGGUAUUCUUACAAUUUCUUUACAUUAUUGAGUAAGUUUCCCUUCAAGUGCCUCAUUUAAAAAAAAAACAUAAAAAAAGAAAGAUUUCCCUUAACCCUUUUUCUAAAUAUCAGGUCAGAAGAAACAACAACAAAUGAUUCAAGUCACCUACUUUGUGCUGUAGUUCUCCAGUUUUUCAGUGAUAGACGUAUGGUCGUCAUAAAAUGCUUCAUUUCCUUAUGCCCCAAUGUCCCACAUAUAAGAAUUUCAAGAGUGUGUGAAAAGCAUACUCCUUGUGUGGCGAAAAUAACUAUAUAUCUGAUCUGAAAGAAAUAGUCAAAGCUGUAAAAAGCUUGCCUUCAUCCGAUGGUCCUAUCAAAACCAAGGGAAUGAAAGAAUUGGCUAAAGUUGAAUUUGGUUCUUAAGAGCUUUUAGCCUCUUCACAGACCCUCUAUUUUCUCUUCAAAGUCCGUCGAGCGCGCGUGAUAAAAAAUAAUCCGCGGGGGAUUUAUUGACCGCCAGCGCAAAAGGGGUAUUUUUCUUUCUCGCCUCGCUCUCGAGCACGCCGAUGUUUUCCACAAAAGAACGAAAAGAAAAAUAAAACAAGGUCUGUGUACAAGCUAAAGAGCUUUGAACCGCCUCUUGGAAUCUUUUCGGGAUGUGUUUUUCCAACGAUGAAUUGUUUUCAGGAAUUGUUCUUAGUAGUUCUGCAGUUAUUUCAUCUUAGUUUGAAUUUUUUCGAAUCGUAUUGUUUCAGCAAACUUUGGUGGUCGAGGAGCUGUAAAACUCGUGUCAGUAAAACCGUCAACUCCAAAAGCACAUCAGCUCUAAAAAAUUUACUGUUUUGGGGGUCAAUCAUUCCUAUGUUUACACCUGAAAGUAAACCAUUUUUAGUUUCUUGCUAAAAAGAUAGUUUUGCCGUAUUUCUUCCUUCAUCUUUACUAUUUUUAGAAGCUGUCAAGUCUUAAUAAAUGCGCUAAAUUAAGAAAACAACAUAACGUCUGUUAGAGAAGAGGAGGAAUUGAGGGAGGCAACAAUUAUAUUUCAAAAUAUUUAUUUCAUUAUAAGUUUAUCCUCCGUUGCAGAUUAUUAGAUCUGUUAUACAAAAACAGUCUGUUCCGUGCGCAAAAGGGACGUCUUGAACCGUUCCUAUUUUUAAAAUUAAAAAAUAUGUAUAUCUAUAUAUAUUACUGGCAUGAUUCGAAAGCCCAGCAACGGGGCUUUUCCUAAAACAGAAAAAAGUGUUCUCUUGUGGCCACCAACAAUCUCUGGCGUUCAACUGUAUCAGCGUAUGAGAAUUCGUUUGCCAAGAUUUUCCAUGCAUGGCCAACUUAUUAACUUGCUAUUGGCAAUUACAUUGAUGCGGAAACGACUUUUAAGACUGAAAGUCUUGCAUUUAUCUUCAUGGAAGUAUCUUGAUCUGAGUGCGGUACUCUUCGCAAUUACUAACAAAAUUACAUUUCCUUAACUUGCACCAAAUAAAAUUUGUGACAAUUUAAAUUUAGGUUUAUAUUUUCUAUCAACUACUAAAUUGAAUAAUGAAACGAUGUUGUUUAAAAUAUUCAAUAAAAAAAAUAUUGAGAUCUAGAUUGCCAUGAAUAUGACCAAAUUAAUGUUAUUUGAAUCUGAAUAAAAGCAGACAGUGGGCGACAAAUAUUAGCAAAAAUAUUCUUAAAAAAUAUUUGUGUCGUUUUUUUUUUCAGAAACUGAAACUGGCACCAGACUCAGAAACGAGCGAAGCAUUCUCAGGUGAGCCUAGUUUUUUUCCCAUACAUGCUAUACUUCAUUAUGAUUUAUAUAUAUUGCACUAAUAGUUACAAAUAAUAACGUUUUCAAAUGCGCAUUACAACGUCUCAAAGAAAAACAAACAUGAUCAAACGUUACAAGGUUAACGGCGCAUAAAACGUAAAUUGAUAUUCCAAACCUUUGUAUAAUGUCUAUAGUUGAGUUAAAACCCCCUCCUCCUUCCCACAUUCCUACACGCCCGAGGGUUGGGAAACGGUUAUUUAAAAUCGGACAUAGGGGUUUCAAAGUUACUCAAUUUCCUGGCUUGAAGUCUUUUCAAAAUUUUAACAGCCCCCUUUACUGUUGAAUACACUAUUGCCUAAACAAAAGGCGGGCCAUCGUCCAAAAGACAAUUAUCUGUGCCAAAUCUUUUUUCCAGAACAUUUUUUUCAAAAACAACAACAAAAACAAAGAAACAUGAUUUUGGUUUUAAUUAAUGAUGUUAUAUUUUUCGAUAUUCUGAUAACGGUUUACUAUUAAGGCUACUCUGGAAUAAUCCGGAAUGUAGGUCCAUUUCAAAAUAAGGACAAUUGAACGCAACUUAUCAAUCUUACUGAAUAUUCAUCGCCAUAACAGAAAACACGGAGCGCAAUUCACUUUCUCUGGUUUCCCCUAUUCUAUAUAAAACGAAUUACUUCUCAGUCUAUACGUUUGUCUACUACCAGCUGGGGGAAAGAUGCAUACAAGCCGAAGUGCAUUCCAUAUGGUACAAGCGAUUCUUAUUGCGGUCAUAUAAUUGGUAACCUUUACGUUAACGUGUCAGAAGUUGAGAGAAAGAUCAACGAGCACAAAAUGAAGACUUAUCAGUUAUUAAAGGAAUAUGUUUUGCAAACCCCGGGGAAAUUUAUUGCGGGAAUGAACAUAUCUUUUGUUGCACCGCGCCGAAAAUGCCUUGAACAGAUUGACGAUAUAUACUGUCACCAUUACUUUAAACGCUGCUUCAUUGAUUCCCGGAGACCCCAGAUGCUUUGUAGAGAAGCAUGCGAGGAAUUACUUUUUCAAAUCUGUGAUCGUGAGUUCAAGGAAGCCUCAGAUUUCAACAAGGGGCUUAACUCCCGCAAGAGUUUUUUUGGAUAUUAUUGGGACAUCAUCGACUGCACAAGAUUGCCAUUUCGGAAUGAAUCCAACAAUUGUUAUUAUCCAGACAAGGUCCGAGGUGGGUACUUAGAAAGGGCUGUAUUAACGGUCCAAGCUCAUUAACAACCUUAUCUUGCGUAUGUUUUUUGUUACAAUUUAUUUUAAAAACGUAACUGCAUUUCUAUAGACCGUUUUUAAGGAGAAACAAAACACCGUGAUCACUUUUAUUUGAUUUUGACAUGUCAAUUUGUGCCUGUGCAUGCAGCGAGAACUCUGCUUUUAUCAUUCAAAGGAAAAGGAAAGAAAAGGACUUUUCUAGAGUGAUGUUUUCAGGGGUCGGUGUCACGCUACACAGUCUAUAAGACCCUUCUAUGACUUUCAUCGACGUCUCUUGAGCUGAUCGAAUAAGGAAAACGACAUCUAUAAAAGCAAUACAUAAUCGCUAUUAAUCCUUCAAUUCUUGCAUUUAUCCUCUUAGACGAACUCAACGUCCUCAAGAGUGAAGGUAAGAUUAACCAACUGUCCCAUAAACCUACUAGUCUGAAACAGAUCUUUUCAAUGAUUAUUCAGGCAAUAACUAACGGAUAAAAAUAUACACCAAGCAUUCGACAAGAGAUAAAUAAUGUUAGACAAUAUGCAUGAAACAGGCUCUUUUCAUCUCUCCACCUCUAAACAUCGAUCAGGGGCACCCAACGAGAAUAUAGUUCAAAACCACUUAAACAUUGCAUUGUUAAACGUAUUUUAGUAUUUAAACGGUAGAUAUAGGCAUAUUUUUUUCCCCUAAAAAUUUUUCAUCUGUUCGGAUUUCCUAGCUGAAAGUCUGGUGAUCCGAAAAUAAUAGGGAUCAAAACCUAGUUUUUCGAACAUUUCAGACAGAAAAAACACUCCCGAAAAUUCUAGGUGACAUUUUUAGAGUAAAAAUCCGUUAAAAAUAGGCAAUUAUACCAUUUUUUAGAUGUUCGAAAAUCCUAGGAGAGGCAGGCAAGCAAGAAAUUUUACAACAAAUGUUUCGAAAAUUCUAGAUCUCAAAUCGUCUUUCGAACAGAUAUUCUUCCGAAAAUUGUCGUUGGGUGCUCCUGAUCGAUAUUUGUAACACAGACUGGUUAUUGGGCCUGACAAUGACAAUGAACAACUACAGUAAACUUCAAGUGAGGCGUACCUUCCGCAUUGAUUCUACUAAUGCGUAAAGAGGCUGUCAAGCUACUUUCUCUCGUUUUAGAAAACUUAAAAACUGACGUCUUAGUCUUCGCAUAUACUGAAUUCCAAAAAUAAUGAUUCACUUUUGUUGAUUUAAGGCUAUAUUUAAGCAGUGCAACUGUUUCCUGUCUUUUGUUGCAGCAGAUGGCAAGGACGGGCAUGGACUGAAACUUUAAAAAGUUGGCUCAACUUUUUCAAGUUUUAAUGCCGUCAUGCCUUCAAAAAUCGCCAAAAGAUAUUAUGAUUAGCGCUCCCUAGUGAAUGUUUUUUGGUAUCUUCUUCAAAACUCUUCAGGUCAUUUUAUGUAUGGGUAAACUAAGCCCCUUUUAAAGUGUAUCUCAUGUUUUUCAACUCCUGAUCCCUUCCAUGAGUUGACAGCGACAAGCUCAGCUACAGGCUGAAUUAAGCUGCUCUUAUUCCGCCGUUUAUGGUCAACCUCUCAUCAAGAGCAUGAAAGACAGUGAAUUUUUUUCAAAUUACUUUUCAUUUUUCGCGUGUUUUUCGAUCAAUCAAAUAGUCAAGAUACUCCCUGUGUAGCACACGACAUGGUACUUGUAAAUUUGUAGCCAUGUCCGUAACAGAUGGUAGGGUAUGUACUAGGGGUUCUCCUAAAUCUACUAGUUUGUGAGUCUGUGAGCUCUUUUACCAUUAUUCAGUCUGUACGUGCCGUUUUCUUAUGGUUCUCAUCCAAGUCUCCAGUUAUAUCAGCUAUUGUCUGCUCUAACUAACCCAUAAUUUCAUGUUUUUUCUCGUUGCAGAUUGCUUUUAUGGAAACGGGCGUGGCUAUCGGGGCAACGUAAGCACCACCAAAAAGGGCUACACUUGUCAGGCAUGGGAUUCACAGUGGCCCCACAAACAUACGAUUGAUAGAUCCAUUUACGAGGAGGUCAGAAACAGCAGCAAUUUUUGCCGCAAUCCAGGAGGGUUUGGUUUGAAGGGGACUUGGUGUUACACCACCAAUAUGAGCUUGCAGUGGGACUACUGUGAUGUACCUAAAUGCUCCAGUAAAAGUGAGUGGCUUACUGACUUACUUUAUUGUUUCAACUAAGCCGCUUACCCUGCAAGAGUUACGUACUGAACAAGUUAGCAAGUGUCCCCUGCGAUUGCAUAAUGGUGUCUACAUGUGAACAUAACGACAGAGAGUAUUUCCUAGAUGCUGUCUUUUAAAACAAAAAUAAAAACAUUUAUAACGGACUUAAGUGGCAAAUAAACGGCGCUUAAUGUAUACUUUUGGAAGCACUUCAAAGCCACGAGUUUUGAAAUUUCAGUCUUGCCCCUAAAAGGGCAUUUCGAUUGAGCCUAUUCCGGAAAAGGUCCUACUUUAAGAGAAAUUUUCCCUGUAUGAUCUACAGAGAUGGCUAACAUACAAUAAUCCGAUGUGGUGUAGUAUUUUUUUGUAUGGUGACAAAAUUUCGAAAGAAGUGACUUGUAGCAGUUGUUCUGUGUAUUUUUUUCGGAGCGAAGAGAUGUGAUACGAAGGUCCAAUAUUUUGCUCUCAAAAUUGAUGAGGAGCAAAUUUUUAAAAUUGAAAGGGAAAGCAAUUUAGACAGCUUUUAAAAAAUUUGGGAACCAAGUCACCAUAACAAUGGGCCUUUUCAUGAAAGGUCAGUACGCUCAGGAUCAUAACCAGUACCAUAGAAAUAAUAGCUUUCUUACCUACGUUUAUGCUAGUAAAGGAUUUCGUCCACCCUGCCGCAGAACACAACAAACACACAUCUCGAUUUACCUGAUUAACCCAGGUAGUUUAUAGCAAAUAAUUGAAAGACAAAUUAUUGAGUUCAAAGACUCUGUGAAGUCUAUACCUUGCUUGUUAUCUAUUACAACAACUCCUUUCUACGCAAGUAAUCCCCACUUACAAUUUAUCACAGUUUAGUAAAAUCCAACUAGUGGCCGUAGAUGGUCCAUUAUCAAUUUUGCGUUCUGAUUGGUUGAGCUACUACUAGGCUAUAUGUUACAGCCCACUAGUAGCGAAAAGCGCCGGAUUUUUUUCGGCAAAAAAGGAUUAAAGUCUUGCUUUAAGUUGUUUUGUCUCAAUAUUUUUGACCGACUAGUUGGAUUUUACUAAUUAAAAACAAUUAUUCCUCUCGCCCGAAUGGGCUUUGAGUCAAUAGUCCAUUCGGCCUUCGGACUCAUGGGCCAUUGACUCAGAGCCCAUUCGGGCUCGAGGAAUAAUUGUUAAAAACCAUGCACUUUUCUUUCCUUUUUGCCUUUUUCAUUUAGCCCCAUCAAGCCCACCGGCCGAUUUCAGGGGUCAUAAUCUGAGCUCAACAAGAAUUAAAGUCUUUUGGGGAGAUGUUCCAAAACAUUCUAUACAUGGAAUACUUAUCGGAUUCCAUGUGGCCUGUGAAAAGCUCGACUUCACUGACGAGCAUUUUGUCGACACCAAGUCUGAACAUCAUAACUGCGAGUUUACAGGAAUGGAAAAAUAUACCAAUUAUAGCUGUCGGCUGAGAGCCUACAACAAUUUUGGAAAUGGUACAUGGAGUAAGCAGCUUGUGAUUUCAACUGAUGAAGAUGGUAUGUUGAAGAUUCGCUUGGUUUGUUUGCUUUUGGAAAAAAAAUAAUCCAUAUUAAGUCCAUACAAAGAAAACAAUCGACAGAAAUAGCUCGGUCAGUGGCCUGAGAAAACAGCCGACAUUUCGGGACGCUAUCACUUGUUUCCCCACCAAAUGACGUCUGAGACACGAGUGUAGAAAUUCCUUACUGAUGACGUGUCACUAAUCAGAUCCGGGUAGCGCUUCUGAUUGCAAAUGUUUAGCCAACCAGAAGCACUACCCAGUGAUUUGGGUAGUGACGAGUCAUCAGAAUAGCAUUUCUGCGCUCGUUUCUCAGACUUCAUUUCGCAGAAAACCAGAGGUGGUGUCGCGAAAUGUCGGUUGUUUUCUCAGGUUACUUAGUCUGAGUUGAGCACUGGUCCGUAGAACAUGCGCAGGAGCUCGCGGUUUCGACAAUCCGGUCAGGACUAAGAGUUUGAGACUAACUGACGCUGGUCCGAUGCUAAGGUAAACGAGAAGAGUCACGUGUCUCUCGCUUAAGACGAAUGAAUUUGCUCAUCUAAGGUAAAUUCACGAGAGCAGUUGAGAGUAAGAGACGGUACACAAAUAGAACUAAUUGAAUAUCAAGAAGUCUAAAAAUGCCAAGGUUUUCUUGAGAUUGGCUUGGUAUGAGUAUAGGAAUGGGACUCAUCUAUAACUCACCACUUGUUACUCUAUCGAAACAAGAAAUGAAGCAAGUUUUAUAUUGUUCUUAUAUCAAUUGGAAGCCAAAAUGUGGCAAAAAAUCUGGGGAUUGAUACGAUACUCUAAAAUGUUGUCCUCCAUCAUUCCAAAAGUUACUGUUGCGAGUGGAAUUAUAGGAAUGAUCGCUUCUGUGUUAGAGGGAACAUGUCAGUAAGUUGAUUUUGAGAUUGCAUUCCAAAAUAGCAAGCGCAAAACGUCUCUCCUAGACUGCUUACAGAUUUUAUUAUCGUUAAGUGUAUAGACUAAAUUCCCUCAAAGGUUUUUUCACGAACUUUUCAAACCCUUUCUCCUCCAGAAAUCAGUUUUUUUUAUUCAGUGGCCGGUCACAAUUGACAUGAGUUCAAGACAAUAUCAACGAGAUUUCCUCACUUUUUGGGUGCAAACCGUAUAAAUGAAACAGGGGCACCCAACGAGGAUAUAGUUCAAAACUACUUAACAUAGCAUUGUUGAACGUAUUUUAGUAUUUAAACGGUAGAUAUAGGCAUAUUUUUAUCCCUAAAAACUUUUCAUCUGUUCGGAUUUCCUAGCUGAAAGUCUAGUGAUCCGAAAAUUAUAGGGAUCAAAACUUAUCUUUUCGAAAAUUUCAGCCAGGAAAAGGCUCCCGAAAAUUCUAGGUGGCCUUUUUUAGGGUAAAUAUCCGUUUAAAAUGGGUAAUUAUACCAUUUUGUAGAUGUUCGAAAAUCCUAGGAGAGGCAGGCAAGCAAGAAAUUUUACGACAAAUGUUCCGAAAAUUCUAGUUCUCAAAUCGUCUUCCGAACAGAUAUUUUCCCGAAAAUUGCCGUUGGGUGCCCCUGAUGAAAUAAUUAAACAAAUACCAGUUUACAGCUCAAUCAUCAGAACAGGUUAGUUUAAAAUCCAAGAUGGGGGACAAUAUAGCGACUAUUCUAUCUAGUUCCAGACCGCCCUCCUGAAGAAAUAUUAGCAAAAAGCCUUGGAAAGGAUGCGGUGCAGCUUGAGUGGAAUCCAGUUCUCCCAAAAUAUGCGAAUGGAGAGGUUCUUGGGUAUAAAAUAAUUUACGGUGUCGUUAACAGCAUAUUGCGAGCUAACAGCAUCGUACCUGCACCAGGACAUCGUCUCAAGAUCGGUGGAUUGAAACCCAACACGAACUACAGCUUCCAGAUUCUUGCAUUUACCUCAAAAGGCAGCGGUGCGACCAGUACAAGCUUCUUCGCUAAAACGUCUCCAGGUACACUGGAAAUCAUUGUUACAAACAAGUAAAUAGAAAAGGAGGGAAAGAGAGAAUUAAAAAAUAAACUAGAAAUAUUAAAGUAAAGAACUAAAUGAAAAAAAAAAUGAAUGAAUAAAUAAAAAUCGCCAAUGAUUGACUGGUAGCACAUGUCUGUCGCCAUGCAAGUCGACGGGCAUGUUAUGUCAGUUCCUAAUUAUCACAGCCAAAUUGAAAUCUAAGUCGUUGUGUUAUCUUUUUUUCGUAACAACUGAAAACCGAGCAAACCAUGAGUCCUAAUUUACAUCCACUGAAAGUUCUGUAAAAAAUUAGCUAGAUUUCUCCAUCACAGGUUUGCUAAUAAUACCAUGAAGCAAGGGCAUGAGUGUCCCAUGACAUGAAGGAUCUCAGUGUUUUAACACUGAGAAAACACUCAAAAGUGUUCAACUCCUUAUCAUGUCGAACACGAGUAGUUUCCGCAGCUAUUUUGUUUACUCUCAAAGGUAUUUUUGAAACUUUGAGUUUUUUCACACUGAUGAUUUUUGAAAACUGAAGGACAACUCCUCUAAAGUACUUUUCAAAAAAUGUUUUGAUAAUACAACGAUUCAUCUGAUAUCAACUUAAUCAGACUUGUAACAAUCCAACCGCUGGGGAAUAUGACCUUUUUGUUAUUUUUUAUCUGAUGCUUUUUUUUUUUUUUUUUUUUUUCAGAACCGAAGCAAAACCGGAGCAACGAUCUAGGUACAUGCUACCCAGUUUAUAUUUUGAUCUUUGGUCAGGUCAAAGUUAUCCUUGUAAGCACGUUCAUGUUUUUUUUUACUUGUCUUUAUAUUUGAUAGGAAAAGGAGCCAUAGUUGCAGCUAGUGUUGUGCCUGGUAUCGUUGUCUUCAGCACCAUUUUCCUCGCAGUAUACUUUGCAAGAAAGAGGCGAUUGAUGGCCCUGAACAAUGGAAAUAGUAAGUUGAUCUUACAAAAAUUAGAACGAAGCACUAUUUUUGUUUGUUUUAGUCAGAAUAAAAUAUUUUUAGUCAGUUAUAGCUAAAGACACACAAAAAGUGUAACCUUUUAGGCCCGGCCAGUCCUUAAAGGAGGGUUUUCUACCAUCGUUUUAUUGACGUAAAUAAGAUGGCGGAAUGGUAAUUUGUCUUUUGAAAAUUCCACGUCAUAUUUACCAUAGAAACAGGAUAUUAUAAGCAAGAGAGUCUCUUGCUGUUAGCCACAUGGUACUUCAAUUUUUUUGUAGCUUAGCUCUGACAUGUCUUUUAUUGAGGUCAAUGGUAGAGCCUCUAGUCUUCAGUAACCAGACAGUCACCGAAUGGGUCAGAUUCCUGUUACAUGAAAUAGUCUUUUUCCAGUCGCCUGUGUCACUCUUAUUUUCAACAGUUAACCGGAAUUUAACCGAAGGAGUCGUACCGUACGCUACAUCACCACUGGACUGGAUUGAUAGAAUCAUUGCUAACAGACACGGAUACGAAGUACUUGAUGAUGAAAAUGUUCCCAUCACACCACGUCACCAUCGCUACAUCAACAUUGCUCCUGAUGGUUCCCUAAACAUUCCACCGUACCUGAGGGACAUUGUUAUUGAAUUUGAACAGACGUAUGAAAAUACGCGCUACAACAGGCUGCAAAGGUUUGUGUAAUAUUAAAUAAAGCAUCUGUUUGUGGCAAGAUGUCUCAGGCUACGUUCGCAAUAAACCGGAUAGCCAUUAGUCUGCUACACAGCCGUUUUUAGCGUCGUCACGCAACGGUCCUCCCCACUAAUGGGGAGAAGCGUUGCGUGACGGCACUAAAAACCGCUGUGUAGCAGACUAGAAAGUACUAGAAAGCUAUUCGCGGCACCACGAAAUCGAAGGUGGAGCGUCAGCUUCUCGGAUAGGUUUUUUGCCAUACUAUUGAACUCUUGAUUCGGCCAGUCGCAGGACAAAAUAACGGGUGAGAACUGGAACCCAUUGAGACGAAAGUAAAUAUUUAGGAGUAAGGACCAGAAUUUAGCGCACCAAAGCCUCCGGGUCAACCGUGCAUACCGAUGUUCGAUCUUUGUGAACGACUUGUGGCGACCCGGGCCGUUGUUGUUCAUACUACUACCGAAUAGCUUUUGGUGGCGCGAAACUCGAAACUCGCGUACUCGAUACAGUGUGAAUAUAGCCUGAGAAUGAAAACAAUGCAGGAAUAAUGACAAUGAAAUGGUCUGGUUUUUUUUCUUCGACUAGAACAUUCUGGUUCGAGAUGGGUCAAAAGGGACCACUGUUGGAAGUGGAACGAAGCCUUCCAUUUAUAUUUCGACCAAAAUUUUUAAGAAUUUUGUCAAAAUGGGAACCAUCUUUUGUUUCCUUAGUUGUAAAAGAAGGCAAAACUAAUGCCAGAACUAAUCCCUAUCAAAAAACCAAAUUGCCAAAACCUGUCUGGUAGGAAUAAUCUGGAAGUAUUUAUCAAUCAGUUGUAAUGUUACCAUGGAAGUAUGUUUAUUGUUUCAGAAGGAGAAGAACCUGUGGGAAAACCACAGGGAUAGAUGGGCAACACCCCAAAUACGAUAAGUUGGACAGAGGGCUAUCUUACUACAAUGCUCUGCACCACCAGAAUAUCUGCAGUCUCGAAGUCCCACAAGAAAUAACCAUCACAGAAACCUUGAGAGAACACAACCACCACUCUGUAGAUUUCAGUGAGCUACGAGAAUUUAUGCGGGCUUCAGAAAGUGAUGUUUGCAGUGAGGAGACGAUCGAGAUAGGCGUUAAAGAACAGACAACAAGUUUUCAUCGCCGUCGCUUUUCUGUUGACCUGGGUGAAGUGAGAGAGUUUAUUGCCUUCAGAGAAAUGCGGAUGGCUUUGGAAAAUGAGUACACAGCGUGA
Molecule: messenger RNA, 11619 nt
Organism: Porites lobata
Lineage: Eukaryota; Metazoa; Cnidaria; Anthozoa; Scleractinia; Poritidae
Source: the annotation of a GenBank genome assembly